This is a messenger RNA of Plasmopara halstedii, 2019 nucleotides long. RefSeq lists its product as uncharacterized. The transcript has 9 exons. Lineage: Eukaryota; Oomycota; Peronosporomycetes; Peronosporales; Peronosporaceae. The coding region runs from base 1 to 2019 and encodes 672 amino acids. The record is from RefSeq and is a predicted model, not a curated record.
AUGGAUAUCGUAGCAGUGAAUCGGUGGUUGCAAUUGGCCUCAAUCGAAGAUAAUGAGAGCGAGGCAAUGGCCAUCAGCUGCGUCGAGUUAAUUCUAGCGGAGACAAAUGUGUACUAUCGUCAGAAAUGCUUCGCUCAAAAGCUCUUUAAUUACGCGAGCUCACACUUUCAAGAAGACAUAUUUGAUGCAGUGUUUGCUGCUGCAGCCCAAGCUGACCAAAGUGUGGAUAAUACUCGAUUUCAAUGCGAGCUCCAACCAGCAAUCAAUGAUGCAGACCGACACGCAGUGCGCAGCCUGCCGUUUAAAAGUCCCGAAAAACCAUUGUCAAUUCUCUCGAAAGCGGUUACAUCACAAGUGUCAUGCGUCGAAAGCUCACUGGAUAAUAAAUUGCGUACACGAAAAAAAAAGAUUGACACGAGUGAAGUUACGAAGACUGUUGAGAUCUUACAGCUAGAAAACUUGGACGCCGAGAAACUCGAGGUCGUCGAAUGGAGAAAUAAUUGUUUAAAAUCUCUCAGGACAUCGACACGGAAGACGGAAUUCGCAAAGUGGGCGGCCGUUGCUCGAGUUUUCUCCGUUCCAGAAACACGGGUAUCAAUGGAUGUCGGUGUGAUAACGCCUCCAUCUCUGAAGGUUGUGGAGUCCUUAGCUGCAACACCUCUUUGCAUGAAAACGAAUGUCGACAGUUUUUCUUCGAUCGUCGAUAUUAGUAAAAAGGAGCGACUUUCUAGUCUCGGACCACGUCGAGUAAGCCGUCGAGCAUCGUCUUAUUUAGUCCCAGCUAUAAAGCCAUUGAUAGGUUCAACACCAUACAGCCACAACAUUGAACACCAACAGUCCCAAACCGCCGAUUCCACACUACAUCAGCGAAGAUUAACACGACUUUCUGAUUUGCUUUCAGGUCCAAAAUCUGUUCGAAAACUCUCUACGAUACAGUCUUUGACCGAUCAUUCUAGUAGUCUCAGAUUUGACGAGCAAGAAACUGAGAGCGCUACUUAUCAGAUCUUCGAGGCUGCUGAAACACAUUUUAAUGCCUCUACUAUCCCUGCUACUAUGAUAGUCGCUUCCGGGGUGAUGUUAUCGCAGGAUGAAUUAUUCAUCAAAGGCCCACAGCGGGUUGAUGGACCUACGACAAUGUCUCGCAGGUGCUUUGAUCGCCAACAGCGUCUUGCUGCCGAUACUUUAGUUGCUUCUUCUUCGAGCUCUCAACCACUUAGCAAUCAGUAUUUGGCGAAUUCUUCGCUCGAAAAUGGAUGUUGUGAAAUUGAGGGGAUCACGAGUGAGCCAAUAUCGACUCCUCAACUAUCGCCAAUUGUAGCUAGAACGCAUAUAACGAAUUCUUCAUCAACACCUUUACUUCGGGCCCGUUCGCCGGUGUUUAACACCAAAGCGGGCAGGAAUCGAAAUGCAUGUACAAGUAGCGACAGAUGUGGACGUACCAGUGUGGUUACGCAACGCAUAAGACCAAACACUGCGUUAGGAGCCAUUGCUUUGCCGCUUAAGCGUAUCCCAAACCUUGCCACGGCAACGUCUUCUGGUGUAGCGAAACCUAUGAAGGUCGAACACCUGGCAAGAAGCCAGGAUAAUUUCCUUGGUCGCACAUCGCUCAAAUUUGUUGACAUUGACGGCGAUGAAUGGAUUGAUUUAGGACCCAUGCGUGAAACAAGUGCAAAUCAACAACCACCAAUGAACGUAACCUUGAGUGUAUCAGAGCCAGUUUCAAAAUUGUCUUCCAUUGAAACAAGCGAUGAGGAGCAACCAACGCUGAAAGAAACGGCAGCAGUUUGGAAAGAAAAAGCUUUAGUUACAUCUAACGAUAACUUCGAAAGUGUCAAGUCUGAUGUGCAAGAUCAAACGUGUGAGAAUAAAGUAUUCUCGAAGGCGGCAAGAUCGAAAGCGAGUUUGAUGGCGUUUUACCGUGAGAGAGCCAAAGAAAUGGAGGAGAAGCAUAAAACGAUAUUUACAGUUCCAACGAAGCAGCAUAAUGUGAUAGAGUCUGGACGCUCGGCACAUUUAUGA